AUGGCGGAGGCGAUCAUCGGGCCUCUGGUUGGGAGGCUGCAGGAGGUGGCCGUCGGCGAGGCCCGGGCGCUGGUGGGGGUGAACGCCGACAUCCACCGGCUCCGGGACAAGCUCAUGUGGCUGCAGGCCUUCCUCCGCGAGGCCGACACCAGGCGCCGGGCCGUCACCGACGAAGUCACCAGGGUCUGGACGCUGCAGACGCGGGACGCCGUCUUCGACGCCGAGGACGCCCUCGAUCAUUACCAUCUCCAUGUGGACAUGUCCAGGUACCCAAGGUGGGCUCGUCCUACUAUGAUAUAUCUUGAAACAUUCACAAUUCAAGUACGGAUGAGACGCGGCCUAUCUAGAAAAAUUAGAGCCAUCAACAUGAGGCUUGAUGGCAUCAUUGAAAACAAAGAUAAAUACAAGAUAGAGGAUUCCAACAAGAAGACAGAUGUGACAUGGAAACCUUCUACCUCAACAUCUAUAAAUUACACUCAUAGAAAGUUGGAUGAUGUCCAUGAUUCAGAUGCGGUGAUAAAUGUGGAGGAGCACAAACAAUUAGAGUAUGCCCUUGUUAAUAACCUAACUGAACACCAAGUGGGCAAAGAACACUAUCCAGUCAUGAUCACUGUGUCCGGAGAAAGUGGUAUUGGCAAGACAACUCUUGUGAGAGACAUAUACAAAAAAAUGGAAAAGAAGAAAGUGUUUCAAGUGCAAGCCAUGGAAAGUUUUGCACCUUAUUUGACUGCUCCCAACAUCCUUCAACAAAUUACUCAGCAACUGACAGAAGACGACACGAAUUGCCCUAAAGAAAAGGCACAGAAGAUGCUGCAAAACAAAUUGAAAAAUAAGAAAUACUUGCUCGUGAUAGAUGGUGAAGUCAGUGGUACUGAGUGGAAGCACUUUUUGACUAGCAUCCCAGUUGGCACUAGGGGUAGUAGAGUAGUGCAUAUCACACAAGGUCUUGUGCAAACCAAGGUGUUCCCAAGUGAGUGGGUGAAGAUAGAAGAAGCACAUGAAGCAAGCUUCGUGGAGGUCCAUAGCCAUGAUGAUAUCCCUACAUUAACUAGUGCUCGCCGCCUCUCUCUACGUAACUACACCGACAAAUAUGCUGUCCUAGCCCAUCCAUUGCCAAAGCUACGAUCCAUCUUCUCUCAGUAUGAGCAAGAGCCUAAUAAAGAUCUUGAAGAAGUUUCGGAGGAGCUGACUUUGGAAAGGACACUAGGAGAGAUGAUCCAUCUUGAGUUCUUGUCAAUCUGGCAUAUCUCACAUGUCAAUGUGAAAGCUCUUUCUGGUGCUCUAGACAAACUUGAGAGCCUUAGGACCCUGAUCUUAGAAGGUAAAAUUAUUCCUUCAAAUGUCUUCACCACCGCUUCCCUCCGACGUGUCAAGUUUAUGUUCCUAAGUGGGGAUCUGGUACAUUCAUCUGAUCUAGAUGAUAGUGAAUUCUUUUGUCUCCCUAAUCUCAUCAUGCUUUCUCUGGAGAAAACAUAUGUGACUCAGGAAUUCAUUAACAAGCUGUCUGAGCUGCCAUUUCUUGCCACCCUUGCAUUGUACCCUGGCUCGUACAAGGACAAGAAACUUGUAUUUGCUUCAUCCAAAUUUCCACGCCUCAAAAAGAUCAAGAUGAUUGACGUGGAAGUGCUGGAGAUUGUUGAAGUUGAGGUGAGCAUGGUUCCUGAGCUCAAAGAGUUGGAAAUUCACUCCCCAUUCACAGGUUGUUAUCAUGAUAUUGACCUGGGUAAUGACAAGAAACGUUCUCAAAAAACAAGGAUCGUGGUUGAUCUUAAGAAAGAGAAUAAUUAUGUUCAUGAAGAAAAUGAUGAUAUGUCUGAAUGGUGGAUGAUAUUCGAAUGA
This is a messenger RNA of Miscanthus lutarioriparius, 1839 nucleotides long. The record is from the annotation of a GenBank genome assembly. NCBI's taxonomy places the organism in Eukaryota, Viridiplantae, Streptophyta, Magnoliopsida, Poales, Poaceae.